Sus scrofa (pig) is the source of this 2079-nucleotide messenger RNA. It is a transcript of the gene EFNB3, whose product is annotated as ephrin B3. The record is from RefSeq and is a predicted model, not a curated record. Gene Ontology annotation, cellular component: plasma membrane. Gene Ontology annotation, molecular function: ephrin receptor binding. NCBI's taxonomy places the organism in Eukaryota, Metazoa, Chordata, Mammalia, Artiodactyla, Suidae. Gene Ontology annotation, biological process: ephrin receptor signaling pathway; axon guidance.
AUAGCCCGGGCGGCCGAGGCAGUCACCCCAGGGGGUGAGCGACUUUGGGGGAGUUGGUGCCCCGCCCCCCAGGCCUUGACGGGGUCAUGGGGGCCCCGCGUUCUGGGCCGGGGGGCGUGCGAGUCGGGGCCCUGCUGCUGCUCGGGCUGGGGGGGCUGGUGUCUGGGCUCAGCCUGGAGCCUGUCUACUGGAAUUCGGCGAAUAAGAGGUUCCAGGCAGAGGGUGGUUAUGUGCUGUACCCACAGAUCGGGGACCGGCUAGACCUGCUCUGCCCCCGGGCCCGGCCUCCUGGCCCUCACUCCUCUCCUAAUUACGAGUUCUACAAGCUGUAUCUGGUAGGGGGUGCCCAGGGCCGGCGCUGCGAGGCGCCCCCUGCCCCAAAUCUCCUUCUCACUUGUGACCGGCCAGAUCUGGAUCUCCGCUUCACCAUCAAGUUCCAGGAGUAUAGUCCUAACCUCUGGGGCCACGAGUUCCGCUCCCACCACGACUACUACAUAAUUGCCACGUCGGACGGGACCCGGGAAGGCCUGGAGAGCUUGCAGGGAGGUGUGUGCCUCACCAGAGGCAUGAAGGUGCUUCUCCGAGUGGGACAAAGUCCCCGAGGAGGGGCUGCCCCCCGAAAGCCUGUGUCUGAGAUGCCUGUGGAAAGAGACCGAGGGGCGACCCACAGCCUGGAGCCUGGGAAGGAGAACACCGCAGGUCUGUUCCUCUUCCCUAGCAUCCUCUUCCGUGUAUCUCCUUUUAUUUACCCUCUUGGCUUCUUAUCCUGUGCCUCUCCCAUCUCUAGGGCGGGGGCAUCAAAGCAUUUCUCCCCUCAGCUCCCUCUUCCAACUUCUCUUACCAACCACUCCCCUCAGCCUGCCAAAAAUGGGGGCCUUAUGGGGAAGGCUCUGGCACUCCACCCCAGCCCACAGGUCAUGGGCAGCAGGGCCUCCUCCUCUGCCCUGCCCCAGGCCUCUACGUACUUAACUCCAGCCAUUUGGGGUGGUUGGGUCACAACAGCUUCCGUGAGAAGAAGUGUCCCGUUUUGUCCAGUGGCCGGUAGCGAGCUAUGAACCGGUCGGGACACAUGUGGACUUGGUCUGAUGCUGAACGGGCCACUUGGGACAGGAAGUGACUUGCUCCAGACAAGAAGUGACCAGGCCUGGACAGAAGUGGCCUGGGAAGUGGCAAGAAGCAGUGCAGCAGGAACUGGAAGUGCCUUCAUCCAGGACAGGAAGUAGCACUUCUGAAAUAGGAAGUGGUCUGGCUGGAACCGGAAGUGGCUUAGUCUGGGGGGUUUGGGGGAGGUGAGGUGGAUGGUUCUUACUCUGUGGAGGAGAGGGGGCAGGAAGAACUUCCUGUUUCCGGAGGAAGCUGGAACUUACUCGAAGAAGACCGGGUGGACCGAGGAGGGUUUUCCCAGUAUUAUUCAGUGGCGUGUGCCAAGAUCUCCCUUCCCUUGUUCUCCGUGUUGCUUUUAGGACAGCUAAGGUGACUGCCAUCUGCCAUGGCAGGCUCAGUUUGUCUUUUUCUUCCCUUUCCAUAUCCCAGUAUAAUCUCUGUUACUCAACAGUACAACCCAAGAACCCACGUGUUGUCCCCAGUAACCCAGAUGGCUGUCUUGUUCUUCACAUCCUCUGUCUCCUACUCCCUUCAGACUCAACACAACUCCCUUCUUAGUGACCAUAAUGGUGGCCUACUGACUGGUCUAGCUGACAGUGGUCCUUAGCAACAGUCACUCUUUCCAUAGUGACCAGCUGGUACCUCUUCCUGCCCUCUAGUGCACAGUUGGGUGUUGCCUCGGUUUCCUCCCAGCUCAUUUAUUUCCAUGAGAUCAGAGCUGCCCUUGAGCACCACGUCGGCCACCUGAACCACCAGCCAAGAUGGUUGCUUUGUCCACCAGAGGUCAAGUCAUCUCUCUGGUGCUGUAGUUCCCAGCUCCUUCCUGGUUUUUCUAAUCCCUCCUUCCAGGGAACAGGAAGUUGAUAUUGCCAUGGGGGAGGUGGCGGGGUAUGGCCGUCACCUCAAUAGUUUUACUGUAAAAGGGAAAUUUGAACAACAAAAACCAAAAAAAGAAUAAAAAACUUCAAAAGUUGA